Molecule: messenger RNA, 8355 nt
Organism: Rotaria sp. Silwood1
Lineage: Eukaryota; Metazoa; Rotifera; Eurotatoria; Philodinida; Philodinidae
Source: the annotation of a GenBank genome assembly
AUGAUGGCCAAAAAUAUGCAACUUCACAGUGACGAACAUCGUUCGGGUUAUAUUCUUCGCCUUCAACAUUUUACUCUCGAUGCAAUAUUAUCGAUAUGGCAAAGACUUUUAGGUCGUCGAUACUCGAUUCCAUUGCCUUUCAUCUAUUUACGCGGCGAUGAAUCAUCCCAUUUUCAUGAACGUGGAACCAAGUACGAACGGUGGCAUGAUUAUCCAGCUUAUGGCGCCGACAUUCGGCAUGGAUGUCUACCAAAUUAUUUCGGUCAUAUCUUAUUCGGUAAAUUGAAAAGUUUGCCCAAUCCAACUCAUCCUCAAUAUCGAGGUGAUCGCAUCUACAUAAAGCCCGAAGAAUAUGGAUUACAACGAUUUCCACAUUAUAUUGCACGUAAGAUGGUAUUUGAAAAGAUCGUUGUAAAUCUAUUGGAUAAAUAUUUAAGUAAUUAUAUUGAAAAUUUGGAUUAUAAAAAGCUUAAAGUGGAUAUAUGGAGUGGCAAUGUUAUGCUAGAAAACCUUUAUCUAAAACCAAAUGCUCUUGCUGAUCUUCAUCUUCCAGUAACUGUAACCAUUGGAUACCUUAAAAAACUGACACUUCAAGUUCCAUGGAAAAAUUUAUAUACACAUCCAACAAAACUCACUAUCGAUGGACUCUAUGUACAUGUUAUACCCAAAAUUGAAAUUGAAUAUAAUGCUAAGCAAGAUGAAAAAGAACAACAUGAAGCUAAAAUGAAAGAAGUUGAUAAAAUUGAAAAUAUUUAUAAAGACAAAGAAGUUCCUCAGGAUAUAAAAAAGAUUGAAAAAGAUAAUGAUACAUUUAGCGCAAGAGUGAAAUUACAAAUUAUUCAAAAUCUUGAAUUAUUAAUUCGUAAUAUUCAUAUUGUUUAUGAAGAUAAAACAACUAAACCAAAUCAUCCAUUUGCAUUUGGUAUCACACUUAAUUACAUUACAUUUCAAACAACUAACAAAGAAUGGAUACCAACAAUAAUCAAAGAGAAUAGUCCAGUUAUUUACAAACUUGGCGAGUUGAAUGCUUUAUCAAUUUAUUGGAAUACAAAUAUUAAAUCAAAUUCAAAUUUACCAAGAAAUGAAAUCAUUGUAGUCUUUCAACCAUUCAAUGUUAAAACCAAAUUAAUCAUAACAAUGAAACCUCGUCAACAAAAAUUCGAAAGGCCUAUGUUUUAUAUAACCAUCGAUGUAGGACAUAUUAGUAUAAAUUUAAAUCGUGCUCAGUAUUUGGAUAUACUUGAUUUACUUGAAUUUCAAGAUCAUAUGACUGCGAAAUUGAAGUAUAUUAAAUAUCGACCUAAGAAAUUCGAUAAAACAAUACAAAAAUGGAUAUUUGCAUAUAAUGCCAUUGUGGAAGAGAAAAUUAAACCUCGUUUAGCAUGUUAUAAAUGGGAAAACAUAAAAAAACAUGUAGAAAAUUGUCGAGAAUAUCGUUAUAUUUAUGUGCAAGGACUUACAGGAAAAAUAACUAAUGAACAAAAACAAUACGCUGAAGAGUUAGAGAAAAAACUCGAUGUAUUCAAUUUAACAUACAUUCGUCAACGUGCUCAACUUGAAGCAAGAAAGAAAAAACAACAAGAGCCAAAGACAUUAUUGAAGAAUUUUUCCAACUGGUGGAGAAAAAAGUCAAGUCAAACUGAUCCAGAACUUGACCUUGAAACAAUGUUGUCAGCUGAAGAAAAGAAAAAAUUAUACGAAACUAUCGGCUAUGAAGGUGAAGAUACAUCAACGUUGACUUAUCCCAAAGAUUAUGUCGAUAUUGAUCUUUCAAUUCGAUUGAUUAUGCUCGAUUUAAAUAUUUGGUCAAAAGUCAAUGAAAAUGAUCAAGAAUUCAGAGUUAUUAGUCGUGCUGCUGUACCUGAUACAGAAAUAAUAUUUAAACGACGCCCGGCAACUUCUUCUGCUUUAUUUCUUGCUAGUUUAAGGUCAUUUCAAGUGUUCGGUAUUGCUACCGAUUUGAAACAAUCAGAAUCAUCAAAUUAUAGUCGCCCUGUUCUUGUUUAUCCAAUUAUUCAAUCAAAGUCAUCAAAUAAUCAAUCAGCGCAACCAAAAUUAUUAGAAAUUGAAUUUGAAACCAAUCCAUUAGAUAGAGACUCCGGCUAUCGUGUGAAAGUCGUAUCACAACCACUUGAAAUUAUAUACAAUACCCCAACUAUCAAUAAACUUAUCGAAUGUUUUGAACAGGAUACUCGAUACAAUCUGCAAGGGGUUAAACAAGCAGCUUAUACAACAUACACAGAUGUUAAACAUCAAUCUGUAUUAUUUAUGAAAUAUAAUAUAGAAACAACAAAAGUACUCGAUAUUCACAUUGAUAUACAAUCGCCUUAUUUUCUUUUGCCUGAAAAUGGUGUCUACUAUUAUGGUUGUCCAGCUCUUUGUUUGGAUAUGGGUCAUUUAGUUUUGCAACAAAGCAGUAUUACCAAUAAAAAUGACGAAGAAGCAAUGGACAAUUACAUUCAAUUUCAAUUGGAAUUAAAAAAUUUUCAAUUACUCUAUGCUAAUAAAUAUGAAAAUUGGCAAAAUGCACGUCAACAAGAAGCUACUCAUUUACAUUUAAUUAAACCAAUAACACUCAAUAUAAAUCUUUUUAAAUGUCUUUAUUCGAACAAUGUCAAUUUUCCUGCUUGGAAGAUUUCUGGACAAAUUCCAACUGUAAAUGUGCGAAUUUCGGAUAUGCGUUUAUUUAAAAUUAUAAAACAUAUUCAAUCACUUUCAUUUCCACAAUCGAAUCGUCAAACGAUAACAAACACACAAAAUAAAACUGAGCUAUGGACGAUGACGCCUCUGGUUGAUAUUACUCAACAAACAUUAGAAACGAUUGAAAAUAUCACAUCUAUGAAAAAGGCUCUGGAAACAUUAGCUGAUGAAAAUCAAGAAAUUCAAAACAAAAUCGAAGAACAAUUUACACAAAUCGAAGCUAAUUUUAAAAUUUCACAAAUCGAUCUUCUUCUGGAAGAAGAAAAGGAAGAUGAAGACUAUCCAUUUCUUCGUAUUUCAUUUGUAUCAAUCUGUGCACAAACAUUGGUAAAAACAUUUGAUAUAGAAUUCCAGGCAUCAUUAGAUGAUUUCACUAUUUAUCAUGAACAAUUCAUAACAAAAGAUAAUCAUCAGCUUCGUUUUCUUGCUGCUCAACAUGAAGAAAAUCAAAUUAUUGAUAAAACAAAUUCAAAGAAACUAGUUAGUAUACAUAUUUUACAUACAUCAUCAGAUAAUCCAUUAUUUACGUCAUCGAAAUAUGAUGAACUUGAAAAUAAAGUUCGAAUACAUUUGAGUAAACUUAUUGUCACAUUACAAUUAGAAGCAUUAUUAUCCAUCAUGAAAUUUCAAGAUAAUAUCAUGCAAAAAUGGCCAACAGAUAUUUUUGAACAACAAAUUAAGAAAACACAAUUAUCUCGAAAAGUAUUUGAAGAUAAUAGAACAAUGUCGACUAUUGAAAAAUUUGUUAAAACAAAUCGUUCAUCGUCCGCAAGUACACUUACAAUCGAAGCCAAUCUAGAAGAAUUUCAUAUAGUUAUUGCAACUGUCGAUACUCAAAUGUUCGAUGUUUAUGUUCAUGGUGUCCAAGCUAAUGUGCAUAAUAGCUCUAGUGAAACAUUGGUUAACUUAAUUCUUACCGAUUUUUAUAUGUUCGAUCCUCAUAUGGAUGCACGAUUUCGAAAGGAAUUUAUUGACACACUGAAUAUCUCAAAUGCAGCACUUGACCUUACUCAAUAUCAAGCUAAUGCUAUUUAUGAACAAGUACAAAAUUUACAAAAUCAAGCAUUUAAACUACGUCUAAAUGCUACGUUUAAUGCACCAAAUAUAAUUGUUCCAAUAAAUGCCUCUUCUGACGAAGCAUUAUUUCUUGAUUUAGGAAAAUUAAUACUAGAAACAAAAUUUAUUGAUGAUCCAAACACAUUACUUGUUGAGCAACAGCAAGUUAACAUUGAAAAUGUUCGUGCUAGUCGAGUUAAACUGAAUAAAAAUAAUGAAAUACAAAGUGAAAUAAUUCUACUCGAAUGUGCAAAAUUAAAAAUAGAUGUGAAUAGACUAUUAUAUCCUGAAAAAAUAAAAACUACACCCUAUAUUUCGCUUACAAUGCAAUGGGAUUUAAUUCAUGUAAGUUAUUUAAUAAUUAUAAUUGAAAACAUUUGCUUCUUUCAGUUUCAAUUAGCUAAAGAUGAUUAUUUAUGUGUAAUGAAAAUUUUGAUGGAAAAUUUUCAAGAGCAAACAAUAACGAAUGUUAUUCGUGAACAAUAUCAUUAUGGACAAGAACAACAAAAACAAGAAGAAGAUGCUUUACGAAAUGCUGCUGUUAAAAAACAAAAAGAAUGGCAGAUUGGUAAGAUAUUUGAAAGCAUUAAAGUUCAUGCCGAAAUCCAAAAACUUGCACUUACACUUUAUCUUGGUGAAUCAAAUUUGGUUAGUCGUCAUGUAAAACAUGAAGAAAAUUUGAAAUUAGCUAAUGUACAAAUCGAUGUAUUCGAAGUUAUCUUUCGACAACAUUCAGAUUCAAGUUAUAAAGUCAUAGCACGUGUAAAAAACUUUCUAUUCGAUGAUCUACGAGAAACUCAUAAAGCAGAUGCUGUUAUACAUAUGAUAGAUCGACAUUUUACUGUUGAUCCAAAUUUGUACAUGCUUAUAGCUAGUUUAGAGUUUAAACCAAAAGAUCAAACACGUUUAAAAGCUCAACAAAGAAUGAAUGUUCAAUUGGAAAGUCUUUAUAUUUGUAUUAAAUUAGAUUAUUUGAUGAUAUUAACAGAUUUUUUCAUGUCAAACUUGCCGAUAAAUGAUACAAAUAAAUCGAAAAAUCAAGCAAUAGCAAUGACGAAAUCUAAUGAUAUUCUUCAAACGAAGAAAAUAUCUACACAAUAUGAAUCGAAUCAUAGUCAUACUACAAUGGCGACUUCUACAUUAUCCUCGAUUGAAGCUACUAAUACUGAUGUUGAAACUAGAGUUGAUAUUCUUCUUAAAAAUCCUGAAAUUAUCCUACUCGAAGAUCAACAUAAUUCUAAUUCAAAUUGUCUUGUACUCAAUUUUGCUCUUACUAUGCGUGCGGUUAACAUUGGAGAUGAUAUGAAAAUAUUUAGUACAUUAAAUGAUUUAACUAUCUAUAGUUCGAAUUUUGCUGAAUUGAAAUCUUCAAAAGUUAAAUAUCGAAUUUUACAACCAGCCAAAGUCGAUGUAACAAUAAUGAUCGAUGCAGAACAACAAAAAGUUGAUGUUCGUUUUUCACAUAUUAUUAUUAAUAUUACACCAGCUGCUGUUCGCAUACUUAUUAGUGUUACUAGUUCAUUAAGUAAACAUCAACCAACAAAAAAACAAGAAAAAUUCGAUGUUCAAACAAUGUUUAAUCCAAAAUCAAUUACCGAAUCUAAUUUUUGGUAUUUGACAGAAGACAGAAAUUAUGUUCUAUCACAGAAAGAUUCUCUUGUUGAAAAUAAGAAGAAGAAAGGAAAAAAUUGUCUUUUUCAACAGCUUAUUUUAACAUUAACAACUAUGGAAAUAAAACUUAAUGUUGGUUUUGGUUCGAUAACGAAAUCAGUUGGUGCUAUGUGUCUAUCAGAUUGGACAGUUGAUCUUAAAAAUUGGUCCGAUCAGAUGACUGCUUCAUUGACAAUGAAUAUUGAAGCAGCUUUAUACAACAAACAUACUCUUGCAUGGGAACCUCUUAUUGAACCGACACUUGAUAAAAAUAAAGCACGUCUUAUACCAUGGCAUAUCACAUGUUCAAUUACACCUAUAUUUCCGAUUUCUGAUCGUGUUGAAUCAUCAUCAUCAGCAUCGACAAAUAUAAAACAACAACAAAACAAAGUUUCUGGUCUCAAUGCUAAACAAUUAAUUUCAAUUAGAGCUCACCAAUUAUUAAAUAUAACUAUAACAAAAACAGGUCUUGAACUUAUUGAACAUUUAUCAUCUUUAUUUAAUGAUAUUUAUAAUCAACGUUUACCAAAAAAUAUCGAUGAUAAUGAACCAAUGUUAUCAUUAGUAAAUUUAACAGGACAAAAUUUGUUUAUUGAUAAUCUAAACGGUCUUCAAUUUGCUGAUAACAUUACAUGGACUUCAAAAGUUAUCCAACAAAAUGAAUCGAUUCCAUUAAAUGCAUUCUAUGAACGAUUGUCAGAAACUUAUCGUCUUUCUGUUAUUGAAGAACAAACUUCUCAAAAUCGACAAGAAUUUUCUGUUCAAAAUGAUAACAAUAUUAAAUUAAUAAAUAUUAAUCGAACAUGGCAACGUAUAUAUGAUUUACAACUAUCAGCUGCUUCAUUGUUUCCUAUUCAAUUACUUUGUGAUACUCAAAUACAUAAUAAUUGUCGACGUAUUAUUCUUAGUUCUGUUGUUAAAGUAUACAAUAAUACAACAGUACCAAUAGUUAUCCUAGAUGUUGAUUCAAAUACAAGAAACUUCUAUCAUCGAAUUGAAAUUAAUGAAUAUUAUUAUGUUCCUAUUGAUCUUCUGUAUAAAAAAUUGAAUUUACCGAUUAUUAUUGGUGUUGAUGAUAAAUUACAACUAAUUACAUCUGGUGGAAAAAAUUCUAUACUUACAUUUAUUAUUCCAUUUUACAAUGAAAUUGAAUGGAUCUCAGAUCCUGUUGAUUUAGGAAAAAGAAAAAGAACUGAUUCUAGUGAACAAAUUAUUACUUUUUAUAAUGCUUCAGGUCCAAAUAAACAACAAAUUUUACGAAUGGUUCUACAUGUGGAUUUAUUUCAUGAAUCAUAUCAUUUAUCAUUAUAUGCACCAUUCUGGAUUGUUAAUCAUACUGAUCUUAAUCUUGAAUUUCGAAUCGGUAGUGAUAGAGUAUUGAUUAAAGAUACUGAAAACUCACUUCUUGUCUGUCCGGAAAAAUAUAAAAGUGAUACAAGUGAAAAAAUUUGUGUUGAUAUAACAACAAGUUCCUUUGGUUUAACAAAAAUUGUUGCAUUAUCACCAGCUAUGGUUAUUAUUAAUCAAUCUUCAAUUCCUAUUGAAAUCGUUGAAACUUUAAUGGGUAAAGAACAAGGUCAAUGGACUUUCGUGGAAUGUGAUGGAAUUAUUCCUUUUUGGCCACAAAAUCCUAAAGAAGGUUUAAUACGUGUUCGUUAUGCACAUAAUCAAAAGAAAUCGAAAGCAUUUUCAAUGAAUAAAAAACAUCAUACAUUACUCUAUAUGAAUGAUGACGAACGUUUAGUUAUUUUUGUAGAAGUUAUUGCUACUGAUUUUGAUGGUGUUCGAGUAAUUUUUAGUGAUUAUAAACAAGGUGAUGCACCCGUAUUACUUAUAAAUCAUACACAUGAUCAAUUAAUUUCGUUUGUUCAAAAAGAUGAUGUAAGAGCUCAAUAUUUAGUACCAAAAUAUUUUGUCUAUUAUACAUGGAUGAAUCCUUUAAAACCACGUGAGAUGAUUGUCACUUGCAAUGACAAAUCGAAAACAAUUGAACUUAAUCCUCAUCGAGGUGAUCUUGCUAUAACUGAAAACCAUGGUACUGUCAAUUAUAUUGUAUUUAUUGAUGGUGUACAAACUGUAUUACUUUUCUCGUACGAUGAACAAAUUAUUGCAGCUGCAUUAAAUAUACCAUCUCCAACUCAAUCCAUCUGUCGACGUCUUCAACUUGGUAUUUCUGAUGUUGGUCUAUCAAUUGUAAAUGAUGUACAGCGAGAAGAACUUCUUUAUAUUAGUUUAAAAAAGUCAAAACUUCUUUGGGUUCAAAUAAGAAAAUCUCGAGUGAAACCAUUUUCACAUGAUAUCCACACACAUUUAGAAGAGUUAUAUAAAAUACAUCUACAACUAAUAGAAACAAAUCCAAAUGAUGAAACUUUUCGUCGAACGAAAUAUCAAAUACCUGAAUAUCAUGAAGUUACGUUUUAUGAUAAUGCUGCUGAAUUAAUCAAUAAAAAAGGUGAACAUAAAUUAGCUAAACGACAACCACUUCAUGGAUUAUGGAUUGAAUAUACAUGGUCGAUGACUAAUGCAGCAUUGUAUGCUUGUAUUAAUCAUAUUCAAAUUGAUAAUCAACUAGACUCUACCAAUUUUCCAAGUCUUCUCUAUCCAAUAUUAUCUAAAACAGCAGACUCUGAUAUUACUGAAAAACCAUUUAUUGAAUUGAGUAUUUAUGAAUCGAAAACAUCACAAUCAAAUAUAAUGCAUUUUCAAUAUUGCAAAUUACUUAUUCAAGAAUUUGUACUUCGAAUUGAUCAAGGUUUAAUUUUAGCUAUUCUUACUUUCCUUAGAAAAGAAAAGAAUACAAUGACACCAAUGAUCAAUAUGGAUACUGAUUUAGAACAUAUUCAGAAGUCUCUUCAAGCUAUUAUUAAAGUACAAACUGAUACUCCAAUGGGUGAAACACGAAUGUACUUUGAUAACAUUCACUUAUCACCACUUAAAGUACCUAUUUAA